AUGGCACUGGGUCAUCCGAGCCCAAAGUUACAGGUCUUGGCCGGCCCGUCGGCUGAUGAGCUAUCUCCGGUCAAUGUGAAUGCCGACAAGACCGAUCCGUUCAGGAUCCAUACCGAUCGUUUUGAAGGCGCCUUGACCGUAAGGAUCAAGAACUUCCUUGGGGCCGAUGAUUGUCUCUCCAAGGAGACCGAAAACAAGUAUUUCGAAGAGUGGCCUGAGAUGACCUGCAGCAUCCAGAUACAAGGUCGGUUCCUUCAACCAACGAAUGCUGAUGAUUGUAUGUGGGGUAAUAGCUUCGAUAGGCCUAUUCGUGAUCGAUUGCCUUACGGCACUUCUGUGGCGUUGAAGGCGAUCUCUUACAUCGAUCCAUCCUUAGAGCAUGAUAUUUAUAGUGAUAAACCUUGGGCUUGGUCGCCACUCUUGGCCACGAUGAACCAUGUGCAAACCGAACGAUUGGAAUCUGGUGAUUCACCAUUGCCCGAUUGGGAAGGCACUCGACCAGUUGAAGACUGCAACAGUGUCGUCGGAGAAUUAGAAACAAUCACCUCGAAGCGCGAACGACGGCGAUUCCUGUCAUCGCCUGAAAACCGACAAGCUUGUAUCUUGGGGCCUAGAAUUAAUGUCGAGUUCGUCAAUGGGUUUGUGGACUACUCUACUUUGAGAUUACAGAUACCUAUCGUCAAAUUAUCAUUCAGGCUGGAUAAGCUGUGGGAUGGUCAACCAGUCAGAUACGAAUGCAUCUCACGCUCAACCCUCCAAACCUACUUCGUCAUCGUGGUGCAGAUCGUCGAAUUGAAUGGUGAACCUGUGUCGGAAUAA
Messenger RNA from Puccinia graminis f. sp. tritici CRL 75-36-700-3, 819 nucleotides. RefSeq lists its product as uncharacterized. Bases 1 to 819 code for a protein of 272 amino acids. NCBI's taxonomy places the organism in Eukaryota, Fungi, Basidiomycota, Pucciniomycetes, Pucciniales, Pucciniaceae. The transcript has 9 exons. The record is from RefSeq and is a predicted model, not a curated record.